This is a messenger RNA of Zingiber officinale, 1240 nucleotides long. Its product is annotated as transcription factor bHLH63-like. The record is from RefSeq and is a predicted model, not a curated record. Gene Ontology annotation, cellular component: nucleus. NCBI's taxonomy places the organism in Eukaryota, Viridiplantae, Streptophyta, Magnoliopsida, Zingiberales, Zingiberaceae. Bases 99 to 1076 code for a protein of 325 amino acids. Gene Ontology annotation, biological process: regulation of DNA-templated transcription. The transcript has 6 exons. Gene Ontology annotation, molecular function: protein dimerization activity; DNA-binding transcription factor activity.
UCCUUCUUAUCCUCUCUCUCUCACUGGCAACAACUGGAUCGAUCUUUCACCUUCAUCUCCUCUCGUUCGAUCCGUUUUUCUUCUUCCGUCGGCUAUAUAUGCCCGCACAAGGCCGUGACGGACAGAAUCGUUUCAUAGAAUUCGCAAUCAUCGUCGUCGUCGUCGUCAUGCAACAAGCUCCGGUCUCCGAUCUCUCUGUUUUGGAGAGGCAAAGAUUGCACUUCGAUUGGCAGCAGCAGGAACAGCCAAGCCGCCAUUCUUAUGAUGCCGAUCUCUGCGUGCGGAGUCUGAACUCCUUCACCUGCUUCAGCAAUGGCCUGCCCGAUCUCGCUCAGUACUCGAUGCCUGUCGCUUCGAAUUUUGAGGAAGCAGGCGUCGCGGCAAGCAAUUGCAACCCCAAAAGGAGGAAGGCGGAGAGCUCUCCCAAGUCAAAGCAGGACGAAAGUAACUGCAAGAGAGGGAAACAAGAAAGAAGAUCAGAGUCCAGACAGCAAAACAAUAGAAAAGAGGCGUCAGGAGACACCUCGAGUUAUAAGAACGAGGAGCAUCCGAAGGCCGAUUACAUUCAUGUUCGAGCUCGCCGUGGCCAGGCCACCGACAGCCAUAGCUUAGCCGAGAGAGUGAGGAGGGAAAGGAUCAGCCAAAGGAUGAAGUACCUCCAGGAAUUGGUGCCGGGAUGCAGUAAGAUCACCGGAAAAGCCGGCAUGCUCGACGAGAUCAUCAACUACGUGCAGUCUCUCCAAAGACAAGUCGAGUUCCUGUCAAUGAAACUCGCCGCCGUGAAUCCACUGGCGGCGGACAACAACUUCUCAAAUUGCAGCAUGGGCAUCUCAUCCGAGCCAAUGGAGCAGCCAUUCCUUCACUUCAACUCCUUACAAGCCCAUCCCUGCUCGGGCCUGGACAUGUACAUGGAUUCUUCUUCGGAUCUAGUGCCCGAUGGAUCCUCCUUCGUCUCAUGCAGCGCUCUCAAUAGCUUGUACGGGGUAGAAUUCCAGCUGGGGAGAGGGACAGCAGCCUUUCCAUUUCAAUCAUUUCAAGGGAAUCUCUUGCCUAACAAUCUCAAGAUGGAGAUAUGAUUAUAUCGGUUGAGAAGUGAAUCAUUGGAGGGAGUCGAGUAUUGUUCCUCAUGCUGAUCGGCUAGCACAUUUGCUGGGGAUGUAUUCAUUAUUAGUUGCUCGUGUGUAUCAUAUAUUGACUGGCAUCUCGUUACCUCUAAAUAGAAUUAGUUUUUUUUCAUUGA